Molecule: messenger RNA, 4179 nt
Organism: Saccharomyces paradoxus
Lineage: Eukaryota; Fungi; Ascomycota; Saccharomycetes; Saccharomycetales; Saccharomycetaceae
Gene: LYS2
Product: L-aminoadipate-semialdehyde dehydrogenase
Exons: 1
Coding region: 1-4179 (1392 amino acids)
Biological process (GO): L-lysine biosynthetic process
Molecular function (GO): L-aminoadipate-semialdehyde dehydrogenase [NAD(P)+] activity; phosphopantetheine binding
Source: RefSeq, a predicted model, not a curated record
AUGACUAACGAAAACGUCUGGAUAGAGAAGUUGGACAAUCCAACCCUUUCAGUGUUACCACAUGACUUCUUACGCCCACAACAAGAACCUUAUACGAGACAGGUUACAUAUUCGUUACAGCUGCCUCAGCUGGAUGUACCUCAUGACACGUUCUCCAACAAAUACGCUGUCGCUUUGAGUGUAUGGGCAGCAUUGAUAUUUAGAGUAACCGGCGACGACGACAUUGUUCUUUAUAUUGCAAAUAACAAAAUCUUAAGAUUUAACAUUCUACCAACAUGGUCGUUUAAUGAGCUAUAUUCUACCAUCAACAAGGAGUUGAUUCAGCUCGAGUCUAUUGAAGCCAAUUUCUCCUUUGAUGGCUUGGCUGAAAAAAUUCAAAGUAGCCAAGGUCUGGAAAGGACACCUCAGCUGUUCCGUUUGGCCUUUUUGGAAAACCAAGAUUUCAAGUUAGACGAAUUCAAGCAUCAUCUGGUGGACUUUGCUUUGAAUUUGGAAACUAGCAACAAUACGCAUGUUUUAAACUUAAUUUAUAACAGCUUGCUGUAUUCAAGUGAAAGAGUAACCACUGUUACAGACCAAUUUACUCAAUACCUGACUGCUGCGCUAAGUGACCCAUCUAAUUGCAUAACUAAAAUCUCUUUGAUUACUGUAUCAUCCAAGGACAGUCUACCUGAUCCAACGAAGGACUUGGGCUGGUGCGAUUUUGUUGGUUGUAUUCACGACAUUUUCCAAGAUAACGCUGAAGCUUUCCCAGAGAGAACCUGUGUUGUGGAGACUCCAGCACUAAAUUCCCACAAGUCCCGCUCUUUUACUUAUCAGGAUAUCAAUCGCACUUCUAAUAUAGUUGCCCAUUAUUUAAUUAAAACGGGAAUCAAAAGAGGUGAUGUAGUAAUGAUCUACUCUUCUAGAGGUGUGGAUUUGAUGGUAUGUGUGAUGGGUGUCUUGAAAGCAGGCGCAACCUUUUCGGUUAUCGACCCUGCAUAUCCUCCAGCUAGGCAAACAAUUUACCUAGGUGUCGCUAAACCACGUGGUUUGAUUGUUAUUAGAGCUGCUGGUCAUUUGGAUCAACUGGUGGAAGAUUAUAUCAACGAUGAAUUGGAGAUUGUUUCAAGAAUCAAUUCUAUUGCUAUUCAAGAAAACGGCACCAUUGAAGGUGGUAAGUUGGGUGAAAGCGGUGACAUUUUGGCCCCAUAUGAACAGUUCAAAGACACCAGAACAGGUGUCGUGGUGGGGCCAGAUUCUAACCCAACCCUAUCUUUCACAUCUGGUUCCGAAGGUAUUCCUAAGGGUGUUCUUGGCAGACAUUUUUCUCUGGCUUAUUAUUUCAAUUGGAUGUCCAAAAAGUUCAACUUAACGGAGAGCGAUAAAUUUACAAUGCUGAGCGGUAUUGCACAUGACCCAAUCCAAAGAGAUAUGUUUACACCUUUAUUCUUAGGCGCCCAAUUAUAUGUUCCUACUCAAGAUGAUAUUGGUACACCGGGUCGUUUAGCGGAAUGGAUGAGUAAAUAUGGUUGCACAGUUACCCAUUUAACGCCUGCCAUGGGUCAAUUACUUACUGCUCAGGCUACAACGCCAUUCCCUAAGUUACAUCAUGCUUUUUUUGUAGGUGACAUUUUAACAAAACGUGAUUGUCUAAGGUUACAGACCUUGGCAGAGAAUUGCCGUAUAGUUAAUAUGUACGGUACCACUGAAACACAGCGUGCAGUUUCUUAUUUUGAAGUCAAAUCAAAGAAUGACGAUCCAAACUUUUUGAAAAAAUUGAAAGAUGUCAUGCCUGCUGGCAAAGGUAUGUUGAACGUUCAGUUAUUAGUUGUUAACAGGAACGAUCGUACUCAGAUAUGUGGUAUUGGCGAAAUAGGUGAGAUUUACGUUCGUGCAGGUGGUUUGGCUGAAGGCUAUAGGGGAUUACCAGAAUUGAAUAAAGAAAAAUUUGUGAACAACUGGUUUGUUGGAAAAGAUCACUGGAAUUACUUGGAUAGGGAUAAUGGUGAACCUUGGAGACAAUUUUGGUUAGGUCCAAGAGAUAGAUUGUACAGAACUGGUGAUCUGGGUCGCUACCUACCAAACGGUGACUGUGAAUGUUGCGGUAGAGCUGAUGAUCAAGUUAAAAUUCGUGGGUUCAGAAUCGAGUUAGGAGAAAUAGAUACGCACAUUUCCCAACAUCCAUUGGUAAGAGAAAACAUUACUUUAGUUCGCAAAAAUGCGGACAAUGAACCAACCUUGAUCACAUUUAUGGUCCCAAGAUUUGAUAAGCCUGAAGACUUGUCUAAAUUUCAAAGUGAUGUUCCAAAGGAGGUCGCAGUAGAUCCUAUAGUUAAGGGCCUGAUUGGUUACCAUCUUUUAUCUAAGGAUAUUAAAACUUUCUUGAAGAAAAGGUUGGCUAGUUACGCUAUGCCUUCCCUGAUCGUAGUCAUGGAUAAACUACCACUGAAUCCAAAUGGUAAAGUUGACAAGCCUAAGCUACAAUUUCCAACUCCCAAACAACUAAAUUUGGUAGCCGAAAAUACAGUUUCUGAAACUGAUGACUCCCAAUUUACCAAUGUUGAACGCGAGGUUAGGGACUUGUGGUUAAGUAUAUUACCUACCAAGCCAGCAUCUGUAUCACCAGAGGAUUCAUUUUUCGAUUUGGGUGGACAUUCUAUCUUAGCUACCAAGAUGAUUUUUACCUUGAAGAAAAAGCUGCAGGUUGAUUUACCAUUGGGAACAAUUUUCAAAUAUCCAACCAUAAAAGCCUUCGCUGCGGAAAUCGACAGGAUUAAAUCAUCAGAUGGAUCAUCUCAAGGAGACGCCACCAAAACUGUUACCGCAGACUAUGCGGACGAUGCCAAGAAAUUAGUUGAGACCCUACCAAGUUCGUAUCCCUCUCGCGAAUAUUUUGUUGAACCUAAUAGCGCUGAAGGCAAGACAACAGUUAAUGUGUUUGUCACUGGUGUCACGGGAUUUUUGGGCUCCUAUAUCCUUGCAAAUUUGUUGGAACGUCCUUCAAAGCAUUACAGUUUUAGAGUUUUUGCCCACGUAAGGGCUAAGGAUGAAAAAGCUGCAUUUGAAAGGUUACAGAGGGCAGGGAUCACGUAUGGAACUUGGAAUGAAAAGUUUUUUUCAAAUAUUGAAAUUGUAUUGGGUGAUUUAUCUAAAAGUCAAUUUGGUCUCUCAGAUGAGAAAUGGACAAAUUUGGCAAACACGGUGGACAUUAUUAUUCAUAAUGGUGCGUUGGUUCACUGGGUUUAUCCAUAUGCCAAAUUGAGGGAUGCGAAUGUUAUUUCAACCAUCAAUGUUAUGAACUUAGCAGCCGUUGGUAAGCCAAAGUUCUUCGACUUUGUUUCCUCCACUUCUACUCUUGAUACCAAAUACUACUUCAAUUUGUCAGAUAAACUUGUUAGCGAAGGGAAACCAGGCAUUUUAGAAUCAGACGAUUUAUUGAACUCUGCAAGCGGGCUUACUGGUGGAUAUGGUCAAUCCAAAUGGGCUGCAGAGUAUAUCAUUAGACGUGCAGGUGAAAGGGGCCUACGUGGAUGUAUUGUCAGGCCAGGUUAUGUAACAGGUGCAUCUGCUAAUGGUUCUUCAAACACAGAUGAUUUCUUACUAAGAUUUUUGAAAGGUUCAGUCCAACUGGGUAAGAUUCCAGAUAUUGAAAAUUCCGUGAAUAUGGUUCCAGUGGAUCAUGUUGCUCGUGUUGUUGUUGCUACAUCUUUGAAUCCUCCCAAGGAAAAUGAACUGGCCGUUGCUCAAGUAACGGGUCAUCCAAGGAUAUUAUUCAAAGACUACUUGUAUACUUUACACGAUUAUGGUUAUGAUGUCGAAGUCGAAAGCUAUUCUGAGUGGAAGAUGUCGUUGGAGGCAUCUGUUAUUGACAGGAAUGAAGAAAAUGCAUUGUAUCCUUUGCUACACAUGGUCCUAGACAACUUACCUGAAGGUACCAAAGCUCCGGAGCUGGACGAUAGGAACGCUGUAGUAUCCCUAAAAAAAGAUAUCGCAUGGACAGGUGUCGAUUGGUCCAAUGGAAUGGGAGUUACUCCAGAAGAGGUUGGUAUUUAUAUUGCAUUUUUAAACAAGGUUGGAUUUCUACCUCCACCAACUCAUAAUGAUAAACUUCCACUGCCAAGUAUAGAACUAACUCAAGCCCAAAUAAGUCUAGUCGCUUCAGGCGCUGGUGCCCGUGGAAGUUCCGCAGCCGCUUAA